Messenger RNA from Caenorhabditis briggsae, 2979 nucleotides. RefSeq names its product Protein CBR-RPN-1 (gene Cbr-rpn-1). The transcript is spliced from 6 exons. Lineage: Eukaryota; Metazoa; Nematoda; Chromadorea; Rhabditida; Rhabditidae. The record is from RefSeq and is a predicted model, not a curated record. Bases 1 to 2979 code for a protein of 992 amino acids. Gene Ontology annotation, biological process: regulation of protein catabolic process; proteasome-mediated ubiquitin-dependent protein catabolic process. Gene Ontology annotation, molecular function: enzyme regulator activity. Gene Ontology annotation, cellular component: proteasome regulatory particle, base subcomplex; proteasome storage granule; nucleus.
AUGGUUGCGACUACUCAACAGAAGCCUGAGGCUGAAAAAAAGAAGGUGGAUGACAAAAAAGGAAAACCAGAACCGAAAAAGGAGGAGAUGACCGAGGAAGACCAAAAGCUUGAAGAAGAUCUCAAUCUUCUUGUCCAACGUCUUUCGGAGCCUGAUACCUCGUUAUACAAGCCAUCACUUGAAACAAUGCGAUCCCUGAUCCGUGCUUCUACAACUUCCAUGACUUCCGUGCCAAAACCACUCAAGUUCAUGCGCCCCCAUUACAAUAAAAUGAAGGAGAUCUACACUUCGAUUGCUGCUCCAGAAGUGAAGAAGCUGUGUGCCGAUAUUAUUUCAGUGCUUGCUAUGACUUCCGAUGAACGCACUGAUACUAUCAAUUAUCGCAUCCUUGGAUCACACGAGCCUAUCGGAGAUUGGGGACAUGAAUAUGUGCGCCAUUUGGCUAUGGAGAUGUCAGAAGAGUGGAAGAAAGAAGGUACUUCGGAUGCAAGAAAGGCAGAACUUCUACAGCUUACCCAAGACAUUGUGAGCCACCACAUGAAGCACAACGCUGAAGUCGAAGCAUGUGACUUGCUCAUUGAAAUUGAACGUCUUGAUUUGCUCGUCACCUAUGUGCAAGAAGUAGAUCAUCAAAGAGUUUGUCUCUACAUUCUGUCUUGUGCUCCAUUGACCCCUGAUCCGGAUAACAUCAUCUUGAUCCGCACUGCUCUUCAACUUUACCUGAAAUUUAAUCGCUAUCUGGAAGCAGUCCGUUGUGCUAUUAUGGUCAACGAUGUUCCAAAAGUUCAUGAAAUUUUCGCCAAGGCAACUGACCCACUUCUCCGAAAACAAAUGGCUAUUCUUCUCGGACGGCAUCAAAUUUUCCUCGAUUAUGAAGGGGCUGAAGAUUCAGAUGCUCUUUCUGAACUCAACUCUAAUGCCCAUCUUUAUGAAUAUUUCCACUCGCUAGCUCGUGAGCUCGACAUCAUGGAGCCAAAAACACCUGAAGGGAUCUAUAAGUCGCAUUUGGAACACUCUCGCCCAUUUGGAAACUCUUCGCAGCCAGAUUCUACCCGCAUGAAUCUUGCUGCCGCUCUUGUGAACGGUUUCGUCAAUUGCGGUUUUGGAGUGGAUAAAAUGAUGGCUGAGACUGAAGAAGCUUCAAGAUGGUUCUACAAAAAUAAGGAAUACGGCAUGCUUACUGCUGCGGCUUCUCAAGGACUCAUUUGGAGAUGGGACAUUGACACUGGUUUGGCACAGUGUGAUAGAUUUCUGUACAUCAAUGACGACUACAUAAAGGCUGGAACUCUGUUAGCCAUUGGAAUCAUCUCGUCUGGAAUCCAAGACGCUUGUGAUCCAGCUUCGGCUCUUCUUCUCGAUCAUGUCCAAUCCGAACGGCCAAUUAUGAGAGUUGGAUCUAUUCUCGGUCUGGGCUUGGCAUAUGCUAAUUCGAAGAGAGAAACAGUUACCAAAAACGAGGAGAGAGGAGUUAUUUUCGAACUCAAGAAAGUUCUCUCUGAUCAAAAGCCGUCCGCCACUCCAGAAGUGAAAGGCUUGGCUGGUCUUUCUUUGGGACUUAUUCUCGUCGGAACUGCUGAUGCUGAAGCGGCAAUGGAGAUGCUUCAAGCAUUGAUGGACAAAAGUGAAACGGAAUUGACUGAUCCUAAUAUGCGGUUCCUGGCUUUGGGUAUCGCAUUGAUUUUCCUUCAAACUCAAGAUAAGAGUGAUGUCUUCGUGGAAAGUCUUCGUUCAUUACCAGACCCAUUCGGAGCUAUGGUUUCUACACUCGUUGAAGUAUGCGCCUAUGCCGGAACUGGAAACGUGCUCAAAAUUCAGAAAUUACUUCAUCUAUGCUCCGAGCACUACGAAACUCCAGUGGCCGAAAAGAAAACCACUUCUACUCGUGCGGGACGAGGCAAUCCAUCCGCUACUCCAGCUCGUGCAGCCGCCCCAGGUGCAGCUGCUGGCACUGCCACACCAGCACCAACGGGAACACCAGCAGUCGUUCCUGGUGCUCCAAGACGAGAUGGAGCAGCUCCAUCUGCCACCCCAGCCGCUCCAGGAUCUGCAGAUGCCUCCGCAACUGAUGCUACUCCGGCCCCUCCAGCUAAGCCGGAUCUCUCUUCCCAACAAGCAAUCGCAGUUCUUGGAAUCGGACUCAUCGCCAUGGGUGAUGAUAUUGGUUCUCAGAUGGCACUUCGCAUGUUCGGGCAUCUUAUCAGAUAUGGAGAACCAGUCAUUCGUCGUGCAGUUCCACUUGCUUUGUCGCUUCUUUCUGUGUCCAACCCACAGCUCAACAUUUUGGAAACACUUUCGAAGUUCUCUCACGAUUCCGACCCAGACACUGCUCACAAUGCCAUUUUCGCUAUGGGACUUGUUGGAGCAGGAACGAAUAACGCUCGUCUCGUUGCGAUGCUUCGCAAUUUGGCUUCAUAUCAUUACAAAGAUCAAGUUUCUCUUAUGUUGGUCAGAAUUGCCCAAGGUCUUACCCAUCUUGGUAAAGGAACUAUGACCCUCAAUCCAUGGCACUCCGAUCGGCAACUGUUGUCUCCAAGUGCGCUCGCCUCAUUGCUCUCGAUUUGUUAUUGCUUCUUGGACGCUAACAAUACUGUCUUGAAUAGUCGACAACAUUACUUGCUCUACACAUUGGUUCUCGCCAUGCAACCGAGAAUGUUGACGACUUUGAUUGAAGACGAAAUGAAGCCGGGAAGCUUGAAACAGCUGAACGUCUCCGUAAGAGUUGGACAAGCUGUCGACGUUGUUGCACAAGCUGGAAAGCCGAAGACUAUUACCGGAUUCCAAACGCAUACCACUCCGGUUCUUCUGGCUCAUGGAGAGCGUGCAGAAUUGGCGAAUGAUGAAUGUAAGUUCAAGUUUAAAAAACAUAAGCUAGACGAAAUUUUGCUUUCAGACAUUCCUGUCACUCCACAUCUCGAAGGAUUAGUUAUUCUGAAGAAGAACCCUGAGUACCAGCCAGUGGUUGUAUCGUCGAAAAAGUAG